Messenger RNA from Oryzias latipes (Japanese medaka), 4235 nucleotides. RefSeq lists its product as uncharacterized. NCBI's taxonomy places the organism in Eukaryota, Metazoa, Chordata, Actinopteri, Beloniformes, Adrianichthyidae. The record is from RefSeq and is a predicted model, not a curated record. Gene Ontology annotation, cellular component: nucleus. Gene Ontology annotation, biological process: regulation of transcription by RNA polymerase II.
UUCUCUUCCGGUAUGACCGCUGUUUUUCUUUCGUAUUUGACGGUGUAGUAAAAAAAAAAAAAGAAGGUUUAUGAUGACAACUUUAAAAUAGCAGUAGUAGCCCAAAAAAAAUGUUUGCGCGCCGCCGGAAUGUCGAGUGUCAUCGCGGCGGCGGCGGAGCGGCAGCUUAGCGGCUAAAACCCGCGGACCGUCCGGCUAGCAUGAAGCGGAGCGGCCGCUGCUUUUGUUUACAUCCAGUCCGGAUGAUGACGAGCCCGGAGAGGCGUGAGAGCUAACGCCGCUACCAGGGCUGCUUCCCGGGGACGCCGUCCCCUGCAGGUCCCCUCCGACGCUCCGGAGAGGGCCGCUCAACCCGCCGACACCCGCGAGUGAUGGAGGUGUCCCCUCAGGAUCCAGCUGCCAUGGCGAUGGAUCUGUCUAAGAGCUUCAGCUCUCUGAGCCGCAGCCACGCCGAAGCGGUUGACCUGGCGAAGAAGCCGGAGUGGUACCACAGACGUCCGCCGAGCUGCACCGCAGACUCCGCCCCCCCUUACCGAUCCAGAGCCUCGUCCUCCUACAGCCUGCUGUCCACUCAGCCGGGGGGGGCGGUCCACUGCAGGGACAUGGAGCAGAGUCCCGAGGAUUUAAGGGGCUACAUGAACUCAACGUUGGCGCCGAGGCUGGAUCUUUACCACGACGGCGCUCGCGGUGACCUGUGGCACGCCGGUUUCUACGGAACCGACCGGAGCGGCGGCACGGCCCCCGAAAGCACCGGGGGGGAGGAGAGCGACAGCGGCUCUGACGUCAUCUUUCUGGUUUCGUCGCCGAAGGAGCGGCUGCUGUGCGGCUCUUUCAUCCAGGACGGCGUGCGGCACAUGGUGGAGCCGCUGUCGCCCGCCGCGUCCUCGCUGGACGAAGGGCGGGGCUGCUUCCUCCUCCCCCAGCACAUGAGCUCCCCCAGCGCCGACACCUCGUACUCGGAGGACUCGUCGGACAGCUCCGUCGACAUUCCCGUUCGCCACGCCAGGCCCACGGUCCUGCUGUCGGACUUCAGAGCCGCUUACGCGAACCGGGCCGAUUCUGCCGACGCCUCCAGCGACGACAGCGACGUCAUCGAAGUCUCUGUCACCAACGGCAACAGGGAGACGCCCGAGAGCUGCCAGAACACUCAGAACGGGGGGGUGGGGUCUCCUCAGGAGGGGGUGCACCAUCGCCUCAGGACGAGGAAAGUCACGUCAGAAAGCCCGCCGACCCGCGGCGCCGUUCUGCGGCGCAGCCUGAAGAGGCGGGUCAAGAACGUCGCCGUGGGGAUUUACAACGAGAGCUGUGACUCCGACAAGCUGAUGGAGUACGCGCUGAAGCUGUCCAGCUCCGAGGAGUCCGACCCGCCGGAGCUUCCGCCAAGUUCCGUCUGCGGCUCAGACGAGUCCGACCGGGCCGACGCCGAGACUCCUCAGAGGAAGCAGCGGCCCCCUGGAAACGCCUCGCGCUCAAAAAACAGAACGCCAAAAGCGCCGCUUAAGCAAAGAAACCUUCUAGAAAAAGACGAGCAGAGGCUGAAACAGAAGGUCCCGCCUCCACAGAACCACGACUUCUGUAAGAGGACCAAACCACCUUCAAGGAAAAAGAGGAAAAGGCGUUCGCUGAGCGGACCGCCGGCGCCGUUUCCCCUCGGAGAGCCUGAGAUCCAGCUGAAAUAUGCAAAGACAAAAGGGGAGAGGAAGCACCGGAGCUCCAGCUUCUGCCCCUUCGUCCACAUGGAGCCGCGGCGGUGCAGGGUGGUCAACUACGAGGAGGAGGAGGAGCCCCGGAGCAGCAGAGGAGCGCCGCCGCUCCCGGCCGCCGCGUCUUUGUCCGGCUUCCUUCCCAGCUCGUCCUGCUUCCAGCUGGGUCGGCACAGUUCUGCCGGCGGGUUCCAGGCGGCGCCGCUGUGCUGCCUGUGCGGGCAGACCGCCAACGCCAAUAACCUGGGGGACCUUCACGGGCCGUACUGUCCCGCCGGCCCGGCCAAAGACUGCGAGGAACACCAAGACGGGUGUGUGGACGGCGCCGCCGCUGAAGUUUCCCACCCCCCCACUGACGUGCCGCUGCCCCCGGAGGAGCGCUGGAUCCACGAGGACUGCGGCAUCUGGAGCGCCGGCGUCUUCCUGGUGAGAGGGAAGCUGUACGGGUUGGAGGAGGCGGCCCGACUGGCGCGGGAAACGGUUUGUUCCGCCUGUCAGAAAACCGGUGCAGUGGUGGGAUGUUUCCAAAAGGGCUGCUCCAGGAGUUACCAUUACCCCUGCGCCCUGCAGUCAGGCUGCUUCCUCAACGAGGAGAACUUCUCCAUGCGAUGUCCGGGACACAAGAAUAAAACGCUAACAGCUGCAAACAGGAAACGCAGAAGAUGACACGGAAAGCAGAGAAAACUCCUCAGAUCUUCUCAGGGUUCGGCCGGAGCUCCGGGACUCCGCCUCCAUUGAGACGUCCGGCGGAGCGAGCGCACGGCGAGCGGCUCCCACAUCGACCACUUUGAGUUUAGACGGGAACGCCCCCUGACAAAUACAAAUGCUCAGAAUUGACUUUAUUUUAGAAAAGUAAAGCAGAAUUGAAUUAGUAUGUAUGAUAAAAAAGACUCAAAGUGACAUUUUUGUACAAUUUUCUCUGUGUUUCCUUGGUUGUCAUCUGGUUUCCUGGUGCUGCAUGCACACUUCCUGUUUCCAACGAUGCACUUUACAGUUGAACUUUAUAAGACUCUUAUUUAUGUCUGUCUGUCAUUUUCCAUUGUUAUUAGUUUGUUUAGCAUGAAGCUGCACUAAAGUACACGCAGAUUUCUGCUCCUUCCUCACAUUCAAGCCCAGCCUUGUUCUGGACGGGAGUUUGAUCCGGAUUGGGGGGGGGUUAGAAACUGGAAGGUCAGUUACCACAUUACAGAGCAUUCAUCUCCCUAAAAAUGAUGCAUUCUUUUUGAAAGAAUCAGUUUUAAAGGAGAGUCCUUCCGCUAGUCUGACCUCAGAUCCAGGGUUUGGACUUCGCUCCUCCAGUCCAUGGAUGUUUUAUGGAUUUGGAGGUGGCGUUCAAUGGCGUCCCGGUGGUGUCCUGUAGAAGGUGUCCUGGGAGUACUGGGUCUGAGGAGCCUUACUGAGGGCUCUCCGGUCGCUGUAUGACCAGAUCAGGAGCUUGGUUCACAUAACUGGCAGUAAGUCGGACCUGUUCCAGGUGCAUGUUGGACUGAUUCGGUUUGUAAUUUUUAUGGACAAAAUUUCUAGGCGCAGUCAGGGGCCGGAGGGGGUCUGGUCUGGGGGCCACAGGAUUUGCUCUCUGCUCUUUGUAGAUGAUAUUGUCCUGUUGGCUUCAUCGAGCCAGGACCUCCAGCGUGCAUUGGGGCGGUUUGCGGCUAAAUCUGAGGCCAUGGUUCUUGACCGGAGAAAGGUAGUUUGUGUCUUGGGGUCCUGUUCACGAGUGAGGGAAGACCGGAACGUGAGAUUGGCAGGUGGAUCGGAGCAGUAUCCGUACUUAUGCGGUCGCUGUACUGGUCCAUUGUGGUGAAGAGAUAGAGCUGAGCCAGAAAGCAAAGCUGUCAAUUUACCGGUCGAUCUUCGUUCCGAUACUCACCUAUGACUCACCAAAGAACGAGGUCCUGAAUACAAGCGGCUGAAAUGAGCUUCGUCCUUAGGGUGGCUGGGCGCUUCCUUAGAGAUGGGGUGAAAGUCUGGGAAUCUUUGCUUAGACAGCUGCCCCCCGCCACCCGGUCCUGGAUGAGCAGAAACAAAUGGAUGGAUUUCAAAUUAGGUUCUUUAUCCUCCUGAGAAACUGCACAUAUGGGAAUGGAACAUAGACUGACCUCUAGAAAGGCGUUUCCACUUUGGCUUAAGUCUCGCUCUUUGCAGAUGAUGUUUUGCUCUCAUUAACAGAGGAUCAGUCAUUGAUGAAGGACAACCUCAUCUCCACAUGUCCUCCAAACCUGCUCCUGUUAAUUGUCUAGAUUUAUUCUGUUUUUUUGUGGCCCCAAAGGUGAUGAAAUCUAGAAGUUUUAUGUUCAGGCUGGAUUCAGGUUCUUGAUUUGAGCCACAGUGAAACAGUUUUCUCUGUAGUUUUGAUUGUGUUUGGGUGAACUGAUCCUUCGAGAUGUUUUGUCCUUAUUGAACCUGUGUUUCGGUGGAUCAACUCGGUUGUUAAAAGUGCUACAAGCUAAUUUAUUGAUCUUUUUCUGAGUUUGACUCUUUCUGUAAUUUAAAGACGAAAAAUUUAUUUAAUAAAAUCCUGUCCAAGUGAAA